Messenger RNA from Aureobasidium namibiae CBS 147.97, 363 nucleotides. RefSeq names its product family 6 glycoside hydrolase. Gene Ontology annotation, biological process: cellulose catabolic process. The transcript has a single exon. Gene Ontology annotation, molecular function: hydrolase activity, hydrolyzing O-glycosyl compounds. NCBI's taxonomy places the organism in Eukaryota, Fungi, Ascomycota, Dothideomycetes, Dothideales, Saccotheciaceae. The record is from RefSeq and is a predicted model, not a curated record. The annotation marks the transcript as partial.
GCGGAGGUCUUUGCCGAUGUUUGGAAAGCAGCUGGAAAGCCGAAGUCAUGCAAAGGUAUUGUAACAAAUGUUUCGAAUUGGAAUGCAUGGUCCAUGAUUCCAGGAGAAUUCGAGAAUUUCAAGGAUGCACAAUACAACAAAGCGCAGGAUGAGAAGCGAUAUAUUCACUUUCUCGGCGCGCAGCUUGCAGUCAACGGUAUGCCAAACCACGCCAUCGUCGAUACUAGCCGCAAUGGGCGUGUAGGGCUGCGUACCUAUGGUGGCAACUGGUGUAAUGUGAACGGCGCCGGGUUUGGAAUACGCCCCACUAGCGAGACAGAUGAUGAUCUGUGCGAUGCUUUUGUUUGGGUCGAGGUUGGUGGA